GAGCGCGAGCCGGAGCGGAGCAGCCAGCGAGGGGCACCGGCGCCGCGUCCCCCUGAGCCCAGCGUGGGCAGCCAGCGGCAGCUCGUCCCCCUGCGCCGGCCGGGGAGAGGCGCGGGCGCCAUGGGGUCCCCCAGCCUCAGCCGCUCCUCGCAGUCCCUGCACCGGCUGUAAGGCGGCGGCGGCGGCGCGGCGCCCUCCCCUGCACCCUCCCCCAGGGCCGGGGGGCCAUGGCCAGCGGAGCUCCGUGAGCCCUGGGACUCUCGGGCGCUUCUGGAAGCAGGGAGCGGCAUUGAUGUGUGAGCCCCACAAAUGGCUCUCGGUGAGGAGGGGCCCGAUCAGAGGUGUGAGCAUCCCGGGCAGCUGGGGGACCUGUUUGCCGCCUCUCUGCCUUGGGCAGCUGGCAGAGCCCUAGGAUCCCCUGGUCGGCGGAGCUCCCAGCCACCUACCAGCCAAGGGGCCAUCUCCAGGGCUGUCAUGCUGAUUGGGGUGAUCCUAGCCCUUUUCCAGAGUGUCCAGGCUGAACAGGGUACCAAGCAACACCAAACAAAUGUUGCCCCCUCUACAGAGUCUCUUGCUAACUGGAGAUCUAUAUUUUCACCAACAUGGCCUUCAACAGAAAUUAAGUCUUCCUCAAUGGCUGACAUGUCAAUGAGACAAACAUUGGAGAAUGCAAACUUGCUUCAGAUAAUAAAAACAACACUGACUGGCGCCAGAACUAUGGAUCAAACUAAUUUUUCACCCACCCUUUACCAAGGCAGUGGAAAUAGUGCAUCCCAGGAGCCUUCCGAAGUUUCAGCUGAAUCACCAGUGAGGUCAUCAUCUCAAGAUGUAGAUGAAACAGCUAUUGUAUCAGGUUUGCCUCAAAUCAAUAUGUUUGCCACAUUGUCCACAAAGCCAUCAAUGACACAUUCAAGUACUGCUGUGCCAUCUCAGCUAACAUCAUUAGCAACACCCUCCAUUUCAAAAGAAAGCACAUCAGGAUCAGACAUGCUUGCAAUUGUUCCAUCACCAUCAUUUUCUUCAUUGGUAAUACAAUCACCUCAUACCAUUAUCUUUUCUAAGUUGACUGUACUACCCACCAAAGUGCCUUUAUCCACAGAUACUGAAAGUUCCUUCCACAUAGAUUCAACUGACUCUCAUUUUAGUGCAAGCAGAGAUAAUCCACCAAGCACAGUCACUGCUAUAAAUUCCAGUAUAGUGAAUCACACAUUAUCCAGAAGGGGUCCCAAAGAGGUCACAGGUACCACAUCACUUAAUAGCUUUGGAUCAACAAUGAUACAUUCCACAAAGACAAUGGGAAGAGUGUCACCCUCAGAAAGUACGUCCCUACUAUCUGCACACUCUCCUACUUCUCUGUCAGUAAUAUCCUCUCAGUCUUUCCUACCAAUAGCUUCUGAAACGGUGUCAUGGCUUCCUACUGAAAGAACUUCAUUGUCUCACUCAACAGAUAACGUGUCUUCUUCUGGAGCAAUACCCACCAAUCUGCCAUUCAAGGCAGUGGUGACUGACAGAGAGAAUGUCGUCAGCCCAGCUGCAUCAUCACCAGCUUUUAAUAGUAAAUCAGAGAUUCCAAUGGUUAGUACUUCAUUCUUUCAUACCGUGGGCACUAUAUCUGCAUUACCAAAAGUGACAAGUCAUCAGUCUUCCACAUCAACUAAUGACAUGUCGGGUUCUACCAAGGCAAUAUUUUUAUCACCAGCUUCUAAUAGCCCAAUGGGAGUCUCCCAUUCAACAGAAAAUACUUCCUUUACUGUGCCAAGAACAUUUAUUCCAGAUGCAAUAAGCACUAGCAAUGCAGUAGUUCCACCACCAGCACCUACAAGUAUAUCAGACUUUCUUUUCAGAAAAACCACGCUUCCUUAUUCAACAGAUAAAGAAUCUUCCUUAAUAACUGUGACAAAUCAUACUUUUAAUAUUAUAGCACAUACUAGCAAUGCAACAAACUCAACACCAGCCUAUGAGAACACUUCUACAUUCCCUCUAAUAAAUAUUUCGUCCCUUCCCUCAACAGUGUCAAUCAGUCACAUUUUUGGAAAAGAGGCAAUUGAUACAGUUUAUGAAGCCAACACAGUGAUAUUAUCAAGUGAUUUUGAACAUACUUUGCAACCUUUUGAUGGCUCUUCAGUUAGAGAGGCAUCCCAUCAGUCUUUCGAAACAGGUAGUACAGCCAAAGUGUACACUAACAUACACGCUAACAAUGUCCUUUCUUAUGGAUCUCAACGUUCCAGAGUUUCUCCAGAAACUCGAGCCAGAAAACACACAACAGGAACAAUGCUGCGUGAAAGUAUUUUGAAAACAGAAAUCAUCGGUUCUGUUACUACAUCUGCAGUAUCAUUACCCACUCCCAAUACAGGCCUUUCAAAAUCUGUGUUCACUAUUAAAGAUACACCUGCUAUUCAUAAUUCUACAACUUCACAGCUUUCAGCUAUUAAUGGAGAAAGUCCAACUGUAGACUUAACAGAAAAUGAAGAAACAAAUACAGGAGCAUUCACCAUUGUCACUCCACAUAUAGAAUAUGCCCCUCUACCAGCUUUAAAUAAACCUGAUUUUUCCACUGAUCAAGUUUCAAUCACAGAUGAUACAAAACCAUGGACCACUAUUGUGCCUUCAGAAUUAUAUGCAUUUCCAUCAUUUGUUCCAGCAACAGAAGCCCCAUACAGCCCAGCAUCAGCUUUCUCUAGUAUUUCAAAUGCUGCCUCUGAAAGCAGUUUAGAUACUACAAAGAUACCUAUAAUUACUGCUUCAGCUUCUGAAUGGAGUACUACGGCCGAGCUUACUUCAGCUGGUGUUAGAGUUCUGUCAGUAAAAGAAACAACCAACAUUCCAAUAAUAGAAGUUUCUCCAAGCACUUCUUCAUUAGAAACUGGGUAUCACACCCCAUAUUCAACAAUUUCAGGUCUGCAACCGCAAAUAAAUGAUGUUACAAACAAACAAACUGCUUCUAUCUCUGUAACUUUAGAAACAUCUACAUCUGCAACAUCUAAUCAAAAUGUUUCAGCUUCACCUUUGACUGAAAUUAAGUCUCCUAAUUUCACACAAUUUAACAUACGUUCAUCUGCCCUGGAAAUGUCUAGUGUUCAGUAUUCGUCCCAUGCUACCACUACAGCACUACCUGCAGCACAGUCAAAAAAAGAUACUGACACAAUUCAAAAUGUUACUGAAUUCUUCACUCUCAGGGACACUAACUUCACUGAAAACUUUGAAAUAUCCCCCCAUCUGUAUUUGCCUACAGUGAAGGAUUUUGCAGCUGAUGAUACAAGUACUGCUUCUAGCACUCUGACAUCUCAGACAACCCAUGGUGAAAAUGUCUCUUCAUCAACAAAAGCCUUAUACACAACACAAUCUGAGAUACCAUUGGCUUCUCAAUUCACUGACAAUUUGAUUGCCUCAGCUAAUAAUGAAAUUAGUUCUAUCAGUGGUACACAACCAACAAUUUCUUCCUUUCCAGUAGCCAAACAAUCUUCAAGUUCAACACCGAUAUCUAUUCUAACUACAAAAAAAUACAUGACUUCUGGAAAUUUGAUGGACUUUACAAACAGCUCUGUUUCAGAACCACCUAGUCACUUGACUAGCGUUAUUCAAAAACAAGCUACGUUUAGUACAGAGACGUGGCACGCAAAUGGUACAGGUGAUAUUCUAAUUACAGUUGCUGUACCUAAUGAAUCUACCAAUGGCACCCCAUCGCAAACACAUACCACCAAUGCAUUGCAGUCGGUCAUCAUAACUUCUGUCCAUGCAUCACCAACACAAAUAACCUCUGCUUUUUUGCCAACAACCAACUUUACCCAUUCUGUCAUUACAGUGCUACCUUCAGUGUCGGCGGGUGCAAUACCUACAGUAGCAACUACAGAAGCAAAAUCAGUAACAGGAAAAUCUGCGCCAACUUCGUCCUUUUUUUCUCUAGGCACUGAAAAUGCACCCUUGCUGUCUGUGACAGCAUUAAGCACAUUGAUAUCAACACUAGCAAAAAAUAACAGUGCCUCAAAAAUGACAUCGACAGUACCAGCACAUACAAACUUUCCGUUUGCACCAAGACACACACCUACAUCACCACCCCACACCACUGUUAUGUUUCUAACCAAUAAAGUUAGCACAGUCACAGCUUCCACACUGACAUCCACAACACACACACAAAGACAGAUAGAAACCACAGUACCUGACACCAAGAAAUUCACAAGCUCAGAAAUCACCAAAACAUCAACUGCAUAUCCACUGACAAUUACAGCAGCUUUGACAUCUAUUACAGCAUCAGCGAAAACAACUAGGCUCCCCCCUGCUCCAGUGGAAAACAAUUCUGCUGCUCCUACAACUGCAAUUGCAACUUUCGCUAAUGUGACAACAGUUCCCCCUCCGGAAUGCCAGCUGUCCAGUAACCUUAUGGUUAAAUCAGUUCUGUUCCUGAACACAAGAAGGCUGCUGAUCAGCAAUUCCUUAAAAGAGAAUGUGACAAAAGGACUCACCCAAGCAUUGAGACAAGCUUUCAACCAAAAUGUCAACGCUCAAGUUGAAAUUCUGGAACAAUCAAACAAUGUGACAGUUGGUUACUACGUUACGAAGGGGAGGUUGGUUUUUAUACCUGCUGUUGUUAUUGAAAUGCUCAUUGCUUAUGGUAUUAGCAACACCACAGCGGACAUAAAGCAGCAUGUGCCAAAUCUUCAGUCUGUUGCUGUAUUGGCCUUACCAUGGAAUUCAUUACCUGCAUACCAUUUCCAGCUAAAAACAGAGCUGCAGUUUGUUGGUCAAGCAGACAACAUACAGUCAUGCAAGUUUGUUCAGACCAUGGAGCAACGAUUACGAAAAGCAUUCGAGGAUGCUGAAAGAAAGGUCUUAAACACUAGCAACAACUUAACAGUUCAGAUUUUGAACACAUCAAAUGUCUCCCAAGCUGUCACUUUGUUUUAUGUGGUGAGCAAUCAAAGUACAGCCCUAAAUGGCACCAUCUCCAGCUACCUUCUUAAUCAGCUUUCAGCUGAGCUGGUGGGAUUCUAUCUUACCUACCCGCCACUGACCAUUGCAGAAUCUUUGGAGUAUCCAAACCUCGAUGUCUCAGAAACUACUAGAGACUACUGGGUGAUUACAGUUAUACAAGGGGUCGACAUUACAUUACUGGGACUUAACAACCAAAGCUUUGCAAGACUAAUGGAGCAGCGGCUGGCCCCACUGUUCGUGAUGUCCCAUCAGCAAGGAAGGCGAUUUAAACGCGCUACUACUGUGGGCAGCUACACUGUGCAGAUUGUAAAAAUGCAGCGUAUUCCAGGACCCAAGGAGCCCGCUGAACUGACUUACUAUACAUUAUACAACAGGAAACCUCUGCUGGGAACUGUAGCUGCCAAAAUGUUGAGUACUGUUGAUUCUCAAAGGAUGGCCUUGACGUUAGGUUAUGUCAUCCAAGUACAAGCUGAUCCUGUGGUGAAAAACCCACCAAACAACCUGUGGAUCAUUGCAGCAGUGCUGGCUCCCAUUGCUGUGGUUACGGUUAUCAUCAUCAUCAUCACAGCAGUUCUGUGCAGGAAGAACAAGAAUGAUUUCAAACCAGACACCAUGAUGAACCUGCCUCAGAGAGCUAAACCAGUACAAGGCUUUGACUAUGCCAAGCAGCAUUUAGGUCAGCAGGGAGCUGAAGAUGAGGUUUUACCUGUGACUCAGGAGACUGUAGUGCUACCACUUCCAGUUAGAGAUGCUCCUGCCUCCCAGGAGAGAGAAAUUGCUCAGGAUGGGAGCACCAUUAAAACUGCCAAGUCCAAUGAAACAAGAAAAAGCAGGUCGCCUAGUCAGAAUGGUUCUGUCAUCAGCAACGAAUCAGAAAAGCCCAGUUCAGGCAGAAGCUCUUCACAGAAAGUAAUGGUACAGCAGAAAAUGACAAAAGAUGAGGGAAGAAAGAGAAAUGUACCCCUUAGUGAUGAAGAGGAGGGAGGCAUUCUCUUUGAGAACAUCGCCAAGUCUGCCAUUGAUCCCUUUGACACAUCUUCUGGAUCUGUACAGCUGAUUGCUAUCAAACCUGUAGCAUUGCCUCCCGCUCACCCUGCAUCAGACAGGAGCCAGGAAUCUGCUAUCAUUAAUGGAGAGGUAAACAAAGCCUUGAAGCAGAAGUCCGAUAUAGAGCACUAUCGCAACAAGCUGCGCUUGAAAGCCAAGAGAAAAGGAUACUAUGAUUUCCCCCAGAUUGACAACAACAGAGGACUGACAGAAAGAAAAAAGAUAUACGAGAAAGCACAAAAGGAAAUAGACCAUGUUUUGGAACCAGAGGCAGAUGUAUCUUCUCCAUUUGCAGAGCCUAAGAACAGGCAGCAGACAAAGAACUCUGUGUACAGAAGCAGACAGUCUCUGAACAGCCCUAGCCCAGGAGAAACCGAGAUGGAUCUUCUAGUUACCCGGGAGAGACCAAGGCGUGGGAUCCGCAACAGUGGAUAUGAUACAGAACCUGAAAUGAUAGAAGAAACAAAUGUUGACCGUGUCAAUGAACCUCAAAGUUAUACCAGAUCCCGUCAGGCUAAAGGCCAUUCUGAGACAUCAACUUUAAGUUCUCAGCCUUCCAUUGAUGAAGUUAGACAACAGAUGCAUAUGCUAUUGGAAGAGGCAUUUAGUCUGGCAUCUGCAGGCCAUGGAGGGCAGAACAGACAAGAUGCUCACAGUUCAGCACAACACUUACCAUACUCUGAAGUGGUGACCAGUGCUCCUGGUACCAUGACCCGACCCAGAGGGGGAGUACAGUGGGUGCCAACAUAUAGACCAGAAAUGUAUCAGUAUAGCUUACCAAGACCAGCGUAUAGGUUUUCUCAGCUUCCUGAAAUGGUAAUGGGCUCUCCCCCGCCCCCGGUUCCUCCCAGAACAGGUCCUGUGGCUGUGGCAUCUCUCAGGAGGUCGACAUCAGAUAUUGGCAGCAAGACAAGAAUAUCUGAAUCCAGUGGGACAGAGCAGGCCCAACAGCAUGAUCCUGCAUCCUUUGCCCCAGGUUCAAGAGCUCCAGUAUCUGUGGGUCCAUUGGAUCAGUCAGCAUUGAACUACUCAGGAAACACAGUACCAGCAGUGUUUGCCAUACCAGCAGCAAACCGACCUGGAUUCACAGGCUAUUUCAUCCCAACACCACCCACAGCAUACAGGAACCAAGCCUGGAUGCCCUAUGCUGGAGAUAAUGAAUUACCAGGGCAAUGGGCAGACUCGGUUCCACUCCCUGGUUACAUAGAGGCUUAUCCACGAUCACGCUACCAACAUAACUCUCCUUCAAGACUUCCCCGCCAGUACAGUCAGCCAGCAAACAUGCAUCCUAGUCUGGAACAGGCUCCGUUGCCUUCUACUGCAGCUUCUCAGCAUAGCCUCUCAGAAAAUGACCCUUCUGACACACCUCUUACCAACAUUUCUACAGCUGCUCUAGUGAAGGCAAUAAGAGAGGAGGUUGCUAAACUGGCCAAGAAACAAACAGACAUGUUUGAGUUCCAGGUCUAAUACCUUUGUGCACAGUGUUUGUAUCACAUACCUUGUUGUAGCCAAGGAAGUAAGUCUUAAUUUUCAGUUAAAAACUUGCUCCAACUUGUGCCAAAGUGAUGGCAUUUUUCUCCUGAAAGAUUAACACUAGGUUAUUGGGCAAUGGAAUGAAAUAGAACAAGAGGACUUGAAGAUACAGACUCUGUUUGCUGGAUAAGGAGAUGCUGCCAGGCAACUCUUUAAUACUGAUAAGUUCUAUUUAUGAUAUGCAAUUGUUUGUCACUUAGCUCUUGUCCUAUGAGCCCUUUGUCACUAGGAUGCUAUUAAACAUAUGUCUGUGUAAUACUACAGUCUAUUAAGAAUCAGGGGCACAAAAGUAGAACUGUCUAAAAUAACUUCUGCAUGUCAAUUUUAUUUCUGUGAUUAAAGAAGAAAAUACAGUAGUACUGAGUAAACUAAAGGCCAUAAAUCUUCUAUGGUAGAGAUCAUAUUAAUAGUUCAUUACAAAAUAAUCAGGGCUGAAUGCAGUAAAGCAAUGUCAGUCCUUUCCUUCUAGAAACCACAUUCAAACCACAAGAAUUUGAUGUGAAUAAGUAAUAUAAACAAUGUACCCUGUAAAUAGUCCCAGCUCUCAUCCUAUUGAGAUUACAAAGGCCAGAAAGAAGAGAAGACUGUGAAGAGAGUUAAUUGUAUUGGGGUAAUUGGUGGCUUCGGUGUUCACUAAUGCCACUGUUGAGUUACAGAGAAUGUGUUUGCAAUAUUAAGAGAGCCUGUGCUGCACGAUGGGAAGGAAGAUUAACAAAGGAGGUGGGUGCUAAAAGCUUUCAGAAACCCACAAAUGAAAAAUGGUUAUUUGAGUUUUGUCCUACAUUCAAGAGGUAUUCAUUCUGAAUGCAUUGUGAAGCUGGUAAAUUUGAGAACCUUGAGCAAAUCUAUCCAGCCUGGAAUAAUGAAUACACCUGCUUUGACAAGAAGACCUCUAUUUAACAUAGUGCUUUGUACUCUUUCUUGAACAAUGACAUCUAGUAAAGUGAUGCCAGAGAAUGCUACCUGAAGCUGUGAUUGACUUUGAUUACACUGGAGCAAUGAAUACACGAACUCUAGAAUUCUCAGUCUCUGUAGGAAAUUCUGAAUGUAGAGGACCUGCUGAUUACAUUAAAGUGUAAAUAAGUAAACAAGUAUGUGGAUUUAACAAAAUAUUAUUGUUCUGUGAAAAAGAGGGAUAUUUGCUGAACCUACAAUGACUGUAGACUGCUCAAGAUAAAGGUUAUACUGCACUGUUAUAUGAAUCCGACCUCGUCAAAAACCUAAACAGCUGAAUUUGACAGUAUUCAUCUUUUGCAAUCUCACACAAAAUAGUUAGGAGAUUAUGCAAAAUACUUCCAGUUCCUUCAGUAAUAAUUUAGCUUUGGGAACUGAAGUUGCUUAUGGGAUGCUGUGUUCUGGACAUGUUUGGCUAGUGAAGUUAAAGGUAAUGUUGUUCAUCCUGUUAAUUUAUUCAGCUUCAGAUGCAUAUGCUAUUUUAUCUGGUCAUUCCAUUUUCGUAAUGAGUUUCUUUGGUCUUUACUGAGGUGAGAAUGGGAGCUUGGUUUAGCUUUAUGGCCAUUUGAAAAAAAACUGACUGGACAGGAAAAAGAAAAGAAAAGAUUGGAAUGAGAUGUUGAAAUUGUUGAAGCACAAACUUUUAAAACAGAGCUAUUUUUUCAAAAAAUUAAAAUUAAAAAAACUCAUUCCAGAUAGUGAUGCAUAGCUACCCUGGAAGAAACAGCUGUCUCUUGCUCUAAAGACCUUACCUAUUCAAAGAUUUUGGAAUGCUAGUUGAUCUUUAAACAAAUGUGAAAUUUCAUUUUUGUUACUUAAUUAGAUAUAAAUGAAAUGUAUUUUUGUAAUCUUUAUGUAAAUAUAUGCUGUAUAUUUAUACACGUGACCAAUCUAUUAUGGACAGAAAAUUACCAUAAACCAAUUGCAAAAAAAGGGAAAAAUCUUGAGCAACUUAUUGGUGAAGAUGGAUACCUGAUGCCUAGAGUACACAAAUAGGCAGUUGGAUAACUUGAAUGAACAAAGCACCAAAGAAACUCAGCCUUUCAUAUAAAUAUGAGUCUAAUGAAGACAGACUGGUGUCCCAGUUCCCUAUCAACCAACUAAUACUAAUCUCAUGAGUGUAACACAAUGCAUCCAAAUGUCUUUUUGUGUUAAUUUCUGUCUCCCUGAAAAUAUUGUAUUUGAAAGUGAAGUCUUAUAGAUACUGGGCCAAAUUCUCAUUGGCUUCAGUAGGAACUGCACUCUCAUACACCAGGGCUGAAUGUGUCUGUUAGGCCUUAUUUACACCAAGUUUCACCAGUAUAAUUUUCAUUUAAAUUUUAGCUUAGCAUCCUCCUAGAGAGACAAAACUAUGAUGGCAAAGUUAAAUCAACUCCUCCCCCGACCCCCGCACCUGGGGAAGAAACUGUUAGAUAUCCAAAGUUAAUUCUGUUUGGGAUUGUAUUGAAAAUGUGCUAUCUAUUGAAAAAUUCCCUGGUUUACUUAGAAAAACACUGUGGUGCACUUUAUUCACAGAUGCAUUUUAAUAUCUUCAUUUGUAAUGGCUUUUUAACUUGUUUAUAACAUCAUUUUGCAGUUUUUAAAAGAACUGCAGAAAAAGGUUAUAUGAAGACAGUAAGGACAUUCCUGGAAAGAGAAAUCAUGUUAUAAUUAUGCUCUCUGAGCACAAUACAAUGACACAGUUAAAAUAGAACAGGAGUACUUGUGGCACCUUAGAGACUAACAAAUUUAUU
Trachemys scripta elegans is the source of this 10196-nucleotide messenger RNA. Its product is annotated as KIAA1549 like. Lineage: Eukaryota; Metazoa; Chordata; Testudines; Emydidae. The record is from RefSeq and is a predicted model, not a curated record. The coding region runs from base 310 to 7443 and encodes 2377 amino acids. The transcript is spliced from 20 exons.